AUGCCAAAAUCACCAACCAUCUAUCGAAGAAAAUACGGCCCUCCCCCUUCCCCAAUACAAAUCAUCAUCGGCGCGCACCGCAGCGGCCUCACCCCCAUAACCGCAUACAACCUUACCCAUCCACCCGCAAACGCAUCACGUGAAGAAAGAAUCGCAUAUCAACAAUCUCGAUUGCACGGGUACACGAGGCAAAUUCUUGUCGAUUUGGAUGUUGUCUCGUUGAAAGCUUUAGAGAUACCGAUUCAUUGUAAUCCGAUUGAUCCGGCGUUACAAAGGAGUCGAUGGCUUGAUUAUCGAGAAGAUGAUUUUAAGAUUCCGAUGAGUAGGGUUGAGGAGGAGGGUAUCGCGUGGACGGCAAAGAAUCCCAUUGUUUGGAAAUAUCUUGAGCCGUGUUUGAGGCUUGCUUCGAGGUUAUUUGGGAGAAUGCAUACGGAUUCUUUUGUAUUGUUACUACUUGGAACCCCUAAGACAAUCCCAAUUGAGGAAUUCAAGCCGCAGGAUGUCUUCAAGUAUGGUGGGGGCACCCAGAGACUUUUUAAACGCUUUAAUCUUCUUCCGUAUCAUUCGUUGAAUGCUUGGCGUACAAGACGGGAAUUGGAUCGUAUUGAGAAAUAUGUUCUUUCGCGUCAUUUUAGGCUAGCUUUUGGUGUGGAUGUGCCUGACGGUGAUGCGGUGGAUGAAAGUUCAGUGCUAUCUGCUGCUGAGAGUCAAAAGUCUGUCGGAGACCAUGAUGGUAAUUCAGCGGAUGAAAGUUCACUACUUGGAGGAGUACACCACAAGUCGCUAUACACCGCCAUGUCAGAUGUCCCCGGUUUAGGGAGCAACCUAAGGCCAUGGCCAGAAGCGGAUGCAGCAAGGCACGGGGAAGUACCUCAGCUUGUGUUGCCCUUGGGUCCAUCUUGGUCAUCCCCGCUUCCUAUAUAUAUCCAUGCACAGUUUCGUUCCGACGACUUCUGGACAUUACAUGCUAAAAAAACACUUAUGGAUUGCGCUUGGACGUUUGCAUAUGUUGCGGGCAAAGAUCCAGAACGUGAAGAUCCAGAAGAAGAAAAUCCAGAUAUUGAACGCGAGAAUGAACAUCGAGAUAAAUUGGAUAAAUGGUUCGAUAAACUGAAUGCGGCUCGAAAGCCCCUCACAGAGUCCUUAGAUGCCGCGCUUCAAAAUUUCGAUCUUUGCGUUUAUAGACUUAUCAUCUGGGAAAAGGUUGUUAAAUCUAGCUUGUAUUUUAAAAAAUACCAUGGUUUACAAAGACACCAUCGUGCUGGACUCGAAAGAGAAGAUCCUGGAGUGAGCAGAUAUUACAGUAACUGUACCGAUCAAUUUUGGACUAGUCGGACGAAACUCUCUUUUCAAAAUGAUUAUGCAACUGCUGUUGCAGAAAACGAAGCGCAGAUGCAGAGAAACCAAACUGGGUUGAAUGCGAAAUUCGAAAAAGCUCAAAUGCAUGCGGACAAUUCGGAGUACGCUUUGUGUGAACCACUAUGUGAGAAAUUGCUCUUUGAUGAUCUCGGAGCUACACUGGACCUAUGGAUAAGAGGAGAUGUGUUUUGUUUUCUAUCAAAAUGUAUCCACCUGAAGAAAAAGGAAAGGCUUCGAAAUGCAAGGGAAGCAAGAAGAGCAUAUGAAUGGUUGUUGGCGACCGUUGAAAUGUCAGCUGAAAAUGGGCAAUCGGUACUGGAAAAAAUUGAUGAGAUAUGGAUCAAUAUAGAUGAGCUUGCGUAG
This is a messenger RNA of Sclerotinia sclerotiorum 1980 UF-70, 1722 nucleotides long. RefSeq lists its product with no specific name. NCBI's taxonomy places the organism in Eukaryota, Fungi, Ascomycota, Leotiomycetes, Helotiales, Sclerotiniaceae. Bases 1 to 1722 code for a protein of 573 amino acids. The record is from RefSeq and is a predicted model, not a curated record. The transcript is spliced from 5 exons.